AUGAUGGACUCUACCGGCCCUGAGGCUUACAUUCCGGAUGACCCCGAGGCCUGUUCUCCUGACAAAACCCAUAAGCAAGUGGCUCUUGUAUGUGAUCAUCCGGUUCAGCAUGUUCUGGAAUCGAAAAUCCCAGACUCUUCGACAAAAAAGCGUGCAAUCCUCGGAUUGAGGCCAGCGACGUUCGUUCUUAGUGUUUUGCUGGUCGUGGUUUUGGUGACAGCAGCUAUUGGCGGUGGUGUGGGUGGCACGUUGGCUGUUAAAAAAGCGAGAGAGUAUGACUUCCUUUUUAUAAAGUUGACAAGUGAUGAGACGUCCAAUAGACUAAUGAUCAACGACCAGAGAUACUCGACCCUCACUGCUCCAACAUAG
Colletotrichum tamarilloi is the source of this 369-nucleotide messenger RNA. RefSeq lists its product as uncharacterized. The record is from RefSeq and is a predicted model, not a curated record. The transcript has 2 exons. Lineage: Eukaryota; Fungi; Ascomycota; Sordariomycetes; Glomerellales; Glomerellaceae. The coding region runs from base 1 to 369 and encodes 122 amino acids.